This is a messenger RNA of Eruca vesicaria subsp. sativa (arugula), 697 nucleotides long. Lineage: Eukaryota; Viridiplantae; Streptophyta; Magnoliopsida; Brassicales; Brassicaceae. The record is from the annotation of a GenBank genome assembly.
AUUUAUUUUCGAGAUUAUAGACGAAUAAUCCAAGCAUCUCUCUUUAAGCUAAGAGCUGGUACCUCUUUCCCGUUUAAUUAGCUGCUAAGGUUGGAGCUAAUGUCACCCUUACCAUGACUGAAGCAAAAGCAGAGCUUUGACCAGAUAUGCUAGCUUUGUGUGAAAGAUUUUUCAAGGAACUGGAGAGUGGUUGGGACAGAUGAAGGACAACCGCUACUCUUCAAAGAGCCGUUGGCCAAUGUAGUUUUGUCAGAUAGUCAUGAGAAAUGGAAAAACAUCACAGAUUUUGAUGAUCCUCUUGAUGGUAUCCCCAAAUUUGCUUCAAGCUGCACAAAUAGAAGAAAGAGGAAUGUUAGAUAGAAAAAGCUCUGAGACUUGGGAACAAGUUGCUAUAAACGAGGCUGCUGUGGCUGUUGUGGCAGUGAAUUUUCCUGAUUAGAAUAUAGAAUUUGAAGCUGACAAUCAACCCUAAAGCUGGAAGAGAUUUGGAUUAUGUAUGGGUGAAGAUGGACCAUAUCAAUUCAAAGAAAGCAUGUUUAGGUCUGUGGCUUUAAUGAAAACAUAUUCGAUUUCUUCAUUGAGUCUUUACCGUCUUUUCCCUUUAUGGUCUCCUCACCAUCUGUCAGCUAGCACCUCAUGCUGCAAAUGGUGAGAACCAGGUGAGAAAUAUGAUCUCUUUUGCAUACAGUAUCAGAAA